UGCUUCCUCCUUUCCCUCGGGGCCUGAAGACCCAGGCCUGCAGACGGCUGUCCGGAUGUGGGGCAGCAGGGCCGGGGCCUUGUUUUGUUUGUGGGAAGUGCGUCUGGCGGGGUUCUUGGGAAGGAGACCGCUGAGCGUCAGUGCUGCCUCGGGGAAGAGCCGUGCGCCGCCGUGCUGGAACUGCGGCAGCGCGAGGGGGGCCGGGUGUGGGGAUGAGUUCUUCUGCACUCGCUGCCGCGCGCUGCAGCCUCCUGACCCCGCUCGGGACUACUUCAGCCUCAUGAAUUGCAACCGAUCCUUCAGGGUUGAUACCACGAAACUUCAGCACAGGUACCAGCAGCUACAACGUCUUGUCCACCCAGAUUUCUUCAGCCAAAAGUCUCAGACUGAAAAACACUUCUCAGAGAAGCAUUCAACCCUAGUGAAUGAUGCCUAUAAGACUCUUCAGGCUCCCCUGAGCAGAGGACUAUAUCUUCUAAAGCUCCAAGGAAUAGAAAUUCCUGAAGGGACAAAUUAUGGAACAGACAGUCAGUUCCUUAUGGAAAUAAUGGAAAUCAAUGAAAAACUCGCAGACACUCAAAGCGAGGCUGGCAUGGAAAAGAUAGAAUCCACCGUCAGAGCUAAACAGAAAGAAUUUACUGACAAUUUAAACACAGCUUUUGAACAAGGUGACUUUGAAAAAGCCAAGGAAAUUCUAAUGAAGAUGAGAUACUUUUCAAACAUAGAAGAAAAGAUCAAGUUAAACAAAAAUCCUCUCUAGUUGCCAACUUAAAGUUUUAAACAUAAACUUUCUUUGUAUUUCUUUUCUGGUUUCUGCUAAUUGGAAAUAGCUAUGGGAGCAAUGGCAUAGCUCAGGGAUAGAGAAUUUGCCUGUGAUAUGGAAGGCCCUGGAUUUGAACUCCCUUAGCACAGGAAGUAAGGAGAAAGAGGCAAAGAGAGUAGGUAGGCUUUAACCAUUCGUAUCGUUUCAGUUCAGCUUAUGACUGACAGACUAAUGGCUGGCAACAUGUGCCUGUCAGAAUGUAAGUGCUCAGUCUCAUCAGAUAGGUGAUACAGGAUGCACCCAAUCUAGGCCAAGGGAUGAGGGUGGAUCAGAGGCCUGCCUGAUCCACUGUACUCUAACCCUAAUGCUGAGUCUAACCUGAGCCAGAAAGAUACCAUCUCUAAGAGUUCAGCUGUUCCUGCUUAAAAAAGAUCAGCACAGCUCAGCUUAUUGACAUUCCUUAGUAUCCAGCUAGUCUUCCUGAACUGCAUGUGACCUCCAGGUCUCCAGAGGGGCUGGAGUGUAUAGGCGAGAAAGCUGAAGGUGGAGGGUGGAGAAAGCUGAAGGAAGGGAAGAAGGGUCCACCCAUCUGCACAGCUACAAGGAAGUCAUUGUUAAUGCUGGGUGCUGACCUUCCUUUGUGCUGCUUUAGGGUCACCCAUGAUCUAAUAAACUCAAUGGUUCACUCAGAA
This is a messenger RNA of Meriones unguiculatus (Mongolian gerbil), 1455 nucleotides long. It is a transcript of the gene Hscb, whose product is annotated as HscB mitochondrial iron-sulfur cluster cochaperone. Gene Ontology annotation, molecular function: protein-folding chaperone binding; ATPase activator activity. Lineage: Eukaryota; Metazoa; Chordata; Mammalia; Rodentia; Muridae. The transcript is spliced from 6 exons. Gene Ontology annotation, cellular component: mitochondrion. The record is from RefSeq and is a predicted model, not a curated record. Gene Ontology annotation, biological process: [2Fe-2S] cluster assembly; protein complex oligomerization. Bases 56 to 760 code for a protein of 234 amino acids.